Priapulus caudatus is the source of this 4041-nucleotide messenger RNA. RefSeq names its product COP9 signalosome complex subunit 2. The transcript has 12 exons. Bases 7 to 1338 code for a protein of 443 amino acids. Gene Ontology annotation, cellular component: COP9 signalosome. Gene Ontology annotation, biological process: protein deneddylation. Lineage: Eukaryota; Metazoa; Priapulida; Priapulimorpha; Priapulimorphida; Priapulidae. The record is from RefSeq and is a predicted model, not a curated record.
AGCAUCAUGUCGGACAUGGAUGAUGAUUUUAUGUGCGCCGAUGAAGAAGAUUAUGAUUUGGAAUACUCGGAAGAUAGCAAUUCUGAGCCAGAUGUCGAUUUGGAAAACCAAUACUACAACUCUAAAGCACUAAAAGAAGAUGAUCAUAAGGCAGCUCUGACUAGUUUCCAAAAGGUUUUACAACUUGAGGAGGAUAAAGGUGAAUGGGGGUUCAAGGCAUUAAAGCAAAUGAUAAAGAUCAAUUUUAAAUUGAGCAAUUAUGAGGAGAUGAUGACUAGGUACAAACAAUUGCUCACUUACAUCAAGUCCGCCGUCACGCGAAACUACUCUGAGAAAUCCAUCAAUUCGAUCCUAGACUACAUAUCGACAUCAAAAAAUAUGGAGCUGCUGCAGGAGUUUUACGAGACUACUCUAGACGCUCUGAGAGAUGCUAAAAACGACAGGUUGUGGUUUAAGACGAACACAAAACUAGGCAAGCUGUACUUUGAUCGAGAAGAAUUCAACAAGCUAGCAAAAAUCCUCAAGCAGCUGCAUCAGUCGUGUCAGACGGUGGAUGGCGAGGAUGAUUUGAAGAAAGGAACGCAGCUGCUAGAAAUCUAUGCACUAGAAAUUCAAAUGUACACUGCUCAGAAGAAUAACAAGAAGUUGAAAACUCUGUAUGAGCAGUCGCUACACAUCAAGUCUGCCAUACCACAUCCACUCAUCAUGGGCGUGAUCAGGGAGUGCGGAGGGAAGAUGCACCUGCGUGAGUGUGAAUACGAGAAUGCACACACAGACUUCUUUGAGGCAUUUAAGAACUACGACGAAUCGGGAAGCCCUAGGAGGACAACCUGUCUGAAGUAUCUAGUGCUAGCUAACAUGCUGAUGAAGUCGGGAAUCAAUCCGUUCGACUCACAGGAGGCGAAACCGUACAAGAACGAUCCGGAGAUCCUUGCAAUGACAAAUCUCGUUAGUGCCUACCAGAAUAAUGAUAUUAACGAAUUUGAGAAGAUAUUGAAAAUGAAUAGGAGAAACAUAAUGGAUGACCCAUUCAUCAGAGAGCAUAUUGAAGACCUAUUGCGCAACAUCCGAACUCAGGUGUUAAUAAAGUUGAUCAAACCAUAUACUAGGAUCCACAUACCCUUCAUUUCAAAGGAGUUAAACAUAGAUGUAAUAGAAGUAGAAAACCUGCUUGUUUCCUGUAUAUUAGACAAUACGAUCCAAGGUCGCAUCGAUCAAGUCAACCAGGUGCUAGAGCUCGAGAAGACCCGCCAGGGGGCAGCACAGUACACGACGCUGGAGCGGUGGACGUCACAGUUGGCUUCCCUUCACAACACCAUAGCGAACAAGAUGGCGUGACAUCAGCAGACACUGCACGUGUAGACCGGUGGUGCAUGUAGGCGACGACGCAGCGGCGAGAGGGCCUUGUUACAUGGCAGUGGUGGUGCACAGUGGAGAGACGCGCCUCGUCCCAUCCUGCACCGUACGCAAAAGUGUCAGACGUGUCAGUUUCUUUCUCCUCUUGCUAUCUCUCUCUCUCUCUGUCUGCAAACUUUCUGCAUUUAGCUGUAAGUAAGGCUCGUUUAAACAAAUGCAGUAUCAAAGGGGGUAUUAAUGCAGUGCUGUAUUAAAGAAUUGUCAUAUUAAAAAGAGCUGUAACAAGAAAUGAUAUAUUUAAAAAAGGUGUUAAAGAAAUGUCCUAUUAAAAAGGUUAUUGAAGAGAUGCCUUUUUAAAAUGGGGGGUUAAGGAACUACUGUAUUAAAAAGGGUGGUAAAGAAAUGCCAUAUUAAAAACUGAGCAGGUUGUUAAAGUAGGGCCGAAAUGCAUUGGUGACUUUUGACUGGCACAGACAGACAUGAAAAUGUCACUUCUAAAUCACUGUUUACAGCGCUAGAUGAUUUAAUAAGAGAGAACGUCACGCUUGCAUAACCUGGCCUGACUUGAUGGUCGCUGACACCAUCAAUGUUGCCUACAACUUUUAAUGCCGUGGUUUAGAACAAAAACCGUCGAUGCGCUUUAUGCCUUUUUGCGGCGUUGGCGGUUGUUUCACUUUUGAUAUUCGCUUUUUUAACGGGGUACGUGCGCGCCGGUUUUCUAGCCAGUACGAUGUUGUUGUAUGGAGGUGUUGGACAUCAUGUAGCUUAGUGUAGCCUCUCACGUGCGUGGUCGGACUAUAACCGCUUGCACCCAUGCAGUGUGGGCAGCAUACUUAGCUUGAUCCCACGUAGCUGUCGAUCUAUCUAGGCACAGCGUGAGGGUUUUUUUUGCCGGUGAAACGCACGCCAGAUUUCAGUCAAAGAAAUGCUUGCAUGUUGGUGUGUGUCUAGCGGUCUAUCGUGCCGUUGUCAAGUCCACUAUGUGAACGAAUGAGACUUCCACGCUGUUAAAGCGUUUUCGCUUUACUUUUUCUCAAGGAUUAGAGGUCUUUAUACUCAUAGUAAGUAUGGAUGCAGUCACAUCAAAUGUGGUUGCAGACAUAGUCAGUUCGAAUUCGCUGAUAGUAAAUACGAAUUCAAUAGUAAAAUACGGUCAUGUUUGCAUCUAGAUGCCAAUCUAAUAGAUGCUGUAUCAGGUCAAUAAUCGGGACCUCAUCAUCUACCUUUAGCUGUAUAUAUGUAUGGAGGGAGGGAAGAUUCGAGUGAGGAGUCUAGGCUCAAGGCAGUUCUUCGCUUCUGUUGUUCUCGGUUAUUUUUAUUUGGAAAGGGAACGCCGCAGUCGCUGGGAUGUUACCGGUUGAUGGAUUUCUUCUAGUUUGGGAGAAGUCUGUUGUUGUGUGAUGAGAAUAGGAGUCGAGUCAGGUGACAGGUUUUCUGCUAGCCUGUACUAAUUAUAAGUUAUUACUCUACCUACUGAUGUAGAGAUAACCAUGUAUACAUAUCGUAUUUCUCGGCUUAUAAAACGCUCAAUGCACUAGACGGACCCCCAAACUUAGAAGGUAAUUAUCUAAAGGAGAACUCUUACUGCAUAAUUCUCCUCCCCACUACCAGGUAUGUGUUUACCAUCAAUUAGGCAAUAAGGCUGCACUCUUGUUUUUGCCAUCUUUUAUCCCUCGAAGACUAUUUUAAGCUUUAUUUUUUAAGCUUACCUCACUCCCUCCAUUGGUUUGUAUACACUGUAGGCUCUUCUGCUGAGGUGUAUAAUAUACUGAACCAUAGCUAAACAAAAAACAACUAUAAUAAUGAGUUAAUGAGCUAGUAAAUAUGAGUAAAAUAUAAACUACCCCGGCCUUAAGCUUAUAGGACUCCACCGGGUUGUGAAUAAACCGAGUCCCGUAAGCCACGAAAUACGGUAAGUAUGUAUACGUUUACUCUACCUGUCAGCGACGAGGUGGCUUUCUUUACGCUGCUGCGGCUGCUCUUGCCGUGCGUGGUAGCUUGCUCAUGUAGCAGGUUCCCUAAGCACGGUCACCGAUCGCCACGCGCGAGACGUAUUAUUACAACAAGCCGUAUCGAUAAUCGCUGAGGGCUCCCACGAGAUCCCGCCCCGCCGUGACGACUCACACAGGUCUCCACGCUGCGUGCGUCGUCACGGUUACGCACCGGGAGGUGGCGAGGAAUCCGGGACAUGGCUUCCAACUGAGGUGGGAGAGAGAGAGAGGAAGGCGAGCGAGGCUAAGCUGUUAGCAUGUAGAGGAACCAGUAGGGUCGAGUAGCGAGCAGCAGAGAGAGAGAACGCGUCGCUGUUUUUAUACGUGCGCUCCAGGAAAACUCGCAGACGUUACGACGUCUGUGGUUGAUGCGUAGAUGUUGUGACGUCACGCGCGUGCAGAUGAGACGUCAUUCACACGUGCAUGUAGGGGUGACGUCAUAUUCGCGUGCAUGUGGCUUCGUUGUUUUGCCAGCCGCGUGACUGUGCUUGCUGGCUUUUUGUUAUUGACACAAGAACCGCUCCCAUAUUUAAGGAAACGUGUGUAAAUAAGAUGUGUGUCAUUGAUGAUGAUGGCAAUGAUGAUGCCGAUGAUAAGGGUCUGUUUGAAGUAUGGAGAGGAAACAUGCCUAAUAUCGUGGCAGUUGUAGCUACUAGUAUUUUGUAAUAAAAGCUAUGAUUCCACUUUUGAAAAC